UAUUUAGGUGUAUAUCAUCAUUAUAUCUUUUUUAAAUUUUAACUUAUAAUGCGUUUUUUAUAAUUUAAUUCAUAACCACGGAAGAAAUAGAAACUAUGGCAAUUCUGACAGACGAACUCAUUUUAACCAAAUCGAGUGCAAAAUCUGUUGUUGAAGUUCGAAACUUGAAUUUAUGGGGUUGCGAACUAGACGACAUUGGAACAUUGAAAAAUUGUAGUAGCUUAGAAACACUAAGUUUGAGUGUAAAUAAUCUCACUUCUCUGGAACAACUUUCCGAAUGCAAAGGAUUAAAAGAACUUUAUCUGCGAAAGAAUUUUAUUAAUGAUGUUGAACAAGUGAAACAUCUUACUACUUUAAGAAAUUUAGAAGUACUUUGGUUAUGUGAUAAUCCAUGUGCCGAUGAUGAAACGAAAUAUCGAAGCAUAGUACUAAGAUAUUUACCUUGGUUAAAAAAAUUGGAUCAUCAUGAUGUUACAGAUGAAGAAGUCCUCGCUUCAAUGAGUAGCUUACCAUCUACGAUGCCUCCUAAAAUUCGUAACCGGUUGACUUCAAGUAAAAGUUCAUCUAAUGAAGGAUUGAAUGAAAACGAGUUUUCAAAAAAAAACGGAAAUAUUGAUAGUGAUAAUGAUUUCACAUCGACAUCUUCAGAUAAUAUAGGCACAAAUUUAUUCAAAAGUUCAUCCUGGACACCUAAAACAAAUUAUGAUCUUGAUUCGUUUUAUAAAUCGCCUAAACCUAUUAGAGUAAAUCCAAAUGGGAUUUUAUCUUUUCAAGGAAAUGGUCAAAAUAGUCCUCGUGCACGAUCACCUGCUAUAAAUUCAAAUCGACCACCAUCACGACCGCCAUCACGACCACCAUCACGACCACCAUCACGAACACCACCACCUUCACAAGAAGGUGGUAUUAAGUUAGUAAAAUCAAAAUCUAAUAAUGGAAGUUCUAAGACAAAUGGAAUUGGUAAUCUCCAACCUAAGUCACCGGGAAAGGCAACGUCAGCUCCUUUAAGUAGGGCACCAUCUCGAACUCCUCCUCCAAAAUUGAGUAAUAUUAGUGAGGAUAUCAAUAUUAAAGGUGAUCCACGGCAGCAUUCAAAUGUACUUACCGCCGUUCUCGCUUUGAUGGAUGAACUUGAAGAAAAAGAUUUGCAUGUGGUGCAAAGAAAACUACAAUUGGUUAUGUUAAAUCGACAAGGAAAACCGGGAAAAAAAUGAAAAAAUGAAAUAAUUUAAUAUUAUUAAAUAAUUCAAUACUUUUUAAUCAUUAAUCUGAUUUAUAAAUAUAUAUAAUAUUAAUUAGAUUUAAACUUAUUAUUAUACAUUAAU
Molecule: messenger RNA, 1322 nt
Organism: Rhizophagus irregularis DAOM 181602=DAOM 197198
Lineage: Eukaryota; Fungi; Glomeromycota; Glomeromycetes; Glomerales; Glomeraceae
Source: RefSeq, a predicted model, not a curated record